Messenger RNA from Sinocyclocheilus grahami, 5515 nucleotides. Its product is annotated as UPF0606 protein KIAA1549-like. Bases 512 to 4786 code for a protein of 1424 amino acids. The record is from RefSeq and is a predicted model, not a curated record. Lineage: Eukaryota; Metazoa; Chordata; Actinopteri; Cypriniformes; Cyprinidae. The transcript has 20 exons.
GUGUUUCUCCUCUGUGUAGUGUUAGUGUUUUAUGCCGAAGACAUGCGCUACUAGCAGUAUCUUUUAGAAGCGGCUCACGUAUUUAUUUAAGCGGUGCAAUUUGUCCAGCGUGUUUGGAGGGGAUGGGAUCUUGGGUAAUGGGCCGUGCAUGGGAACAGCAAGAACCGCUUCUUUACAAUUAGAUCUACACCGGAUACCGGGAAAUGAACCUCGCGCGAGCAGCGAGCUGGAUACCGUCUAUACGAGGAGCUGUCAGCAUAAAUAUAUGAUAUGUUUCAUCUGAUUUGAUCCCUUGCAUUGAUAGCUUCGAUAUUCUCUAUGUAUGGCCGUUCUGUCAUCAUGAUAUCGGGUUUGUGAAGAGGCGCGCGCGUGAGCCGCAUCCGCGCGAGGUGCAUCUCAACAUGACAGCAACGUAUAGAAAAGGAAGGAUACCAAGCAGGAAGACCUGUGGCUAUCCAGGAGACAUUUUAUCAGGGUCAGAUGGCCUGUCUUGAAUAAGAAACGUGCAAAAAUGGAGAGCUCUGGUUCAAGGAUGGUACUGAGGAGCUCGCGGCGACUGCUCGGAUGUUGCACACUUCUGCUUGCCGCUGCGAUGUUGGUGGGCUUCAUGGCGACGUCUGGCACACCCGUUGCAGUGGAGCUCCCAUCCAACAUGUCUAGAAGGAGCCUCAAUCAGCUUCCAACAAGAACACGUUCACCUUCUGCCUUAUCUUCAUCAUCAUCAUCAUCAUCAUCAUCUCCUCAUCGAUCUGAAAGAACCAGGCGUCCAGCUCAUACGCCUCCAGGUGCCAAACAUCCCUCGUCCCCUGGACGCCAUGACAUUGCCUCCCGCAUAGAUCCCACCCCGUCCCUCAGUUCCGAAGGGUCGGGUAACUUAGGUGACGGGGCACAGGGCAUCCACCUGCUAUUACGACCCCCAGACCUUCUAACACCCAGCCAGAUGCCUCCCCUCCAUGAUGACAGACUGCCGACACCAGCUCCCCCAACCCUGAUGCCACCCGAAGACCAGUAUCCCGUCCACUCCGCGGAGGUGGACUGGGGCUCCGGAGACUACCUUGAAACUCUUACUUUCAUGGGAUCGGAAGGGGAGGAGUUUUCUCUCGUCACCACCCUUCCUACGCAUGGAUACGAUCCGUAUGAUAUGGACGAUGAUGCCACGGUCAGCUACAACACAGCUUUCCCCUCUCGCCCCGUCCUGCCCCUCUCGUCAAGAGACCUCCAGCCCAGCGUGACUGUAAAAUAUGGGACUAAUUUAAGGACUGCCCAUCCUACCGAUCCCCACCUCCCAUUGGCUCCUGACUCCGCCCAUGCAAGCGAUAUGGAUGAUGAUUUGGAUUUCGAUUGGGCGGAGCUUUUUCCCAUUGAGCCGACUGAAAUGCUGCUUCCUGAUAUGAACAGUUUGGAAUACUAUAACACGUUGCAAGCCAAAGAGAAUGCUAGUAUUGUGAGGAAUAGGACGCACCUUCAUAUUAACCCUACGCACACUGUGGGACCCACCCACACUCCCACUGCAACUUUGGGAAAAAUCCCGGACAAAAUUGACCGGACAACUCCUCGACCUAUUCCAUCAGUAACCCCAACUCCACCCCAAAAACCUACAAAGCCUCCCAUUGCAUCAACCACCGAGACACAACGGCCUCCUGAAGGCCCAGAUAAGGGUGUUCCUUCCAUACCCACGUCCCAUGUGGGCAAAACCCGACCACCAGUGCCAACCGCCCUGCCUCCACCCGGCACCUCAGAGGGUCCAGUAAUACAAGCCGUUACGCUGAAGCCCCCUGCUACCAAACCCCAUAUGACCACCAUAAAAACCACCACCAGAACCACAACUACAACCACGACUACCAUGAGCACCACCAGCCUCUCCACCAAAAGCCCACCACCUACAACCCCCAGAAUUCCUCUGUCCAUCACACCCCGACAGUACGUCUGCAAUAUCACCAAACCGGACAUGUACCUAGUCAGAGUGGGCAUGCCUAGUGGGUCAUCGGUUGCGUUUGCCAAAGCUCAUGUGCGGGAGAUCCUUCGACGAGAGUUCAACCGUUCAGUAGAGCUCCAGGUCCUCAAAGCCCCACCCAAUUUCAUCUUCCGGGCAGUUUCUGGUCCACUGGUGUACACUGCUAUCUCUGUCAUUAAUGCUGUCCGCCAAUCAGUGCACAGCACUUCCUCUUCUUCCAUUCUGUUCGUCACAACUAUAUAUGCAGUGCCUGAUUACAAACAUCAGGUCCACACAGUGCUGCAGUUUGUACCGAGUCAUGUGGAUGUGCGUCUGUGUAGCUUCAGUGAGCGUGUAGAGAAGGGGCUACUCAUGGCAUACGCGGAAGUACGCAAACGCUCACAAGAAAAUGGAAAUUUCACAGUUCAUAUUGUGAAUAUCACUAGUAGCCUUCCUAAGGGUCAGCGGCUGCAGAAGGCACCGGUGGACAUCACUUUUGCUGUGCGUGAUUCUCAAGGCUUCCUAACGGGAUCAGAUGUGAGUGGUCACAUGAGGCAGCUCAGCGCUGUGGAGUUCAGCUUCUACCUUGGUUUUCCUACCCUGCAGAUCGCUGAACCUUUUCAUUAUCCUGAACUGAAUGUGUCCCACCUGUUACACACAUCCUGGGUGAAAACAGUGUUAUUGGGUGUGUUGGACCAGCGUGUGAACGAGAGGACCUUCCAGGCCAAAAUGGAAAGGCGAUUAGCACUGCUGGUUGGAGAGGGACUUCGGAUCGGGGUUAGCAGUCGACGAUGGAGAAGAGCUACUAGUAUUGGCAACAACAGUGUACAGAUCGUGCGAACGUCCCGUCUGGAUGGCCCGGACUACCCGCUGGAGCUGGUGUAUUUUGUGGAAGCGGGGUCAGGAGAGAGGCUGCCAGCCCAGGCCACUGCAGCCAUGCUCAACAGACUGAACCUGCAGAGAGCCGCCAUCGUACUGGGCUACAGAGUACAUGGAAUUCUGGCCACACCGGUGGAGAAGCUAGCCCUGCUGCCCUCUGAGACUCAGCCCAGUAACGUGUGGCUGAUCGUAGGAGUUGUGGUCCCAGUUCUUGUGGUCAUCCUCAUCAUCAUCAUCCUCUACUGGAAACUGUGCCGCUCUGAAAAACUGGAGUUUCAGCCAGACGCCAUGAACACCAUCCAGCAGAGACAGAAGUUGCAGCCUCCCAUUGUUAAAGGCUUUGAUUUUGCUAAACUACACCUGGGGCAGCAUAGUAAGGAUGACAUCAUGAUAAUCCAAGAACCCGCCCCUUUGCCAGCACCUGUUAAAGAGGCCACGCCCUCAGAGGGCGGAGAAUUGAACACUCCUAAAUCAAAGAGCUCAUCUACAAAAGCAUCCCGUGCAGCACGGAGAAGAGGCAGGUUGUCUCCAUCUGAUGGAGAUUCAUUAGGAAGUGAAGCAUCCAGCGGUAGAGAAUCAGCAGAGGAAAGCACCAGACCUGCUGUGACGCCAAGUGACAGCAAACCCCAACAUCGCAAGAGCAAGCAUUGUAUUAUACGACAAAAGCACACUAAUUCUAGUAUCCAAGUGGCCUUGAGGCAUAAAUCUGAGAUCGAACACCAUCGCAAUAAGAUCCGCCUGCGUGCCAAGAGAAAGGGCCACUACGAGUUCCCCUCCAUGGAGGACAUCAUGACAGUGUUUGGCGACAGCUCCGAACAGCAGCGAGUGUAUCAACAAGCUCAAGAACAGAUACACAAGAUCCUGCAUCUUGAAGAACACACACCUUCAUCGUGCGGAGAGCCACGCAAAAGUUCCAAAGAAAGACGCUCUCCCAGACACAGACAAAGACAGAAUUUGAGUGGAAGCGGAAGUCUGAGAGACAAAGAUCGCCUGAUUUCCGACGGAGAUGCCAUGUACAGGAAGUACCCCGGGGUCAACAAUGUGGCCUAUGUGUCCGAUGCAGAUCAGCUCCCAGAUGCAGGAAGCCCUUCUCCUACUGAUGAGGUGUUUUUAGACCCUGGAUCGCCGCCGUCUGGCCCUGCCCCUGCCCCGCCCAGCUACGUCCCUCCUCAGCCAACCAUAGAAGAAGCCCGGCAACAGAUGCACUCCUUAUUGGAUGACGCGUUUGCUCUGGUCUCACCUUCUUCUCAAGGAAGCCCUGCUCCUCUAACAUUCACUGGCAUUACGGCGGUCACUUGUGUCGGCGGAAUCAGCCCCGGUCAACCCUCCAGCCCGUCCUCACGUCCUACACGCCAAUGGGGCUCCUCUUCUUACCCAGCAGCCCCUGUACACAGUCCUUUCUCUGUGAGGUAUGCCGAGUUAGGAAUGUCUCCCACAUCUGUUCAAGGUUUACUGCAGAGUCAGGCGCAGGGCUCUGGAUAUGUGGUGUCAGCAGAGAUGCAGUCAGAUCCUGGAUACUCCAGCAGGGGGCUGUAUGGAGAAGAGAUGCCAUCAUCUUCUCGGCCACGACCAGUAGGGGGCAGCACAGGUGCACAGUUGCAUCAGCUGACACAAGUGGGCUUGUCAAGUCGGAUUGGACUGUAUCCUGGAGUUGGCCGUAGUGUAUCUGGACCUUCAGGAUCAAGCUGGGCCCAUUACCGCUCAGAUGAGGAGAUUUCCAGACCAGGAUCCAACCGAGAGGCUAUACUGACAUUCCCAGAGUACUCUUCAUCACCAGUAUUCCAGAUGCCCAGGACGUCCCUGCAGGAUCCCACAACACCCCAGGGUCACCUGGAAGCCUCGAGCGCGGGGUACAUCGCCCCUGAGGAGCGUUCUCCACCCCCCCAAUCCUCUGCCUUUCUCAUCAAGGCUAUCAGGGAAGAACUCCAGAGACUUUCUCAGAAACAGGUUGCUGUUGUCAGCUACCAGAGUUGAGAAAGACCAUCCCAAAAACCCCUGCCCUGGUUACCUUCCCGAUGUACCACAUAAACAAACUCACAAAUCCCAACACAGCUCCAUGGCUGAGAAGCUGCUUUACACAAAAUCCGAAACAAAACCUUCAAAUUCAAGUACGGCUGGUCUAUUACAUAUGAAGAAUUACUCGCAAUCUUCCAUACUGGUAUUGCCAAGACAUCCGCAAAUUAAAUUCCACUGCUGACAUGCAGAAAAUAAACUUAAAUACUCUCUCCUAUAAUUCACAAAGAAAAAAAAAACUCAUGUCCAGACUGUUUAGAAAAAUAGACAAAACUUCCCCAUAUUCAGACUCUCAAUGUGCAUGCUGAGAGCUGUGAACCUUCAAGACUUCGUACUGACUGUUGCUAAUGUGAAAAUCCCUCCCCUUCAUUCCAUGUCUCUCAAAGUGCUUCCUCCAAAUGGGUCAUCUUCAUGUCUCUGAACUUCCUCUGGUGCUAAACAUCAUUGCUGGGCUCCGCCACGAUACCACAAUUCAGCCCUGCCCAAAAACUCUGAAGUGGCGUUCUUUCCUUUUCCUGUUCUCCCAUUUAUCCAAGACGGCUUAUCAAGUGGAAAUGUGCUCUGUUCCAAAACCUAGUGAGCUGUUCAAUGUGAAAUCUGUUCCAAAGGUUAGUCAACUUAAUUAUGUUCGCUUACAAGAUACUUAAAUAUGUUUUAACCAAAAAGUUAUAUUUCAUUUGAUAAUAUUCA